This is a messenger RNA of Protobothrops mucrosquamatus (brown spotted pit viper), 1444 nucleotides long. It is a transcript of the gene FTSJ1, whose product is annotated as FtsJ RNA 2'-O-methyltransferase 1. The transcript is spliced from 10 exons. Gene Ontology annotation, cellular component: cytoplasm. NCBI's taxonomy places the organism in Eukaryota, Metazoa, Chordata, Lepidosauria, Squamata, Viperidae. Bases 47 to 1018 code for a protein of 323 amino acids. Gene Ontology annotation, molecular function: tRNA methyltransferase activity. The record is from RefSeq and is a predicted model, not a curated record. Gene Ontology annotation, biological process: cytoplasmic translation; tRNA methylation.
AGGUAUUUUAAGAGUUACCGCAGUCACCAGCCACGUCUAAGGAAAAAUGGGACGCUCCUCCAAAGACAAACGUGAUAUUUACUACCGUCUGGCCAAGGAAGAAGGGUGGCGAGCUCGUAGUGCAUUCAAACUUCUGCAGCUGGAUGAAGAAUACCACUUAUUUAAAGGUGUCUCCCGGGCUGUAGAUCUUUGUGCAGCACCUGGUAGCUGGAGUCAAGUUCUCAGCCGAAAGCUCAAAGGAGAAGAUCCCCAAAAUGCAGAUAUCAAAAUAGUGGCAGUAGAUUUGCAAGCCAUGGCUCCAUUGCCAGGAGUCAUUCAAAUCCAAGGGGACAUCACCAAGGUUUCAACAGCUCAGGAAAUCAUUCAUCAUUUUGAGGGGCAACCAGCUGAUCUGGUUGUGUGUGAUGGAGCCCCUGAUGUGACUGGACUCCAUGAUAUAGAUGAGUACAUCCAAGCCCAACUGUUGCUUGCUGCCUUGAACAUUACUACGCAUGUCUUAAAGAAAGGGGGGACAUUUGUAGCUAAGAUAUUCCGAGGGAAGGAUGUCACUCUUCUCUAUUCCCAGUUGAAUAUAUUCUUCCCUGAUGUGACAUGUGCCAAACCCCGAAGUAGUCGCAACUCUAGCAUUGAAGCCUUUGCUGUUUGCCGAAACUAUAGUCCCCCUGAAGGUUAUGUGCCAAACAUGUCUAAUCCCCUAUUGGAUCAUUGUUAUGAUGUGGAUUUUAAUCAGCUGGAGGGUCCCAAUCGGGUUAUUGUCCCUUUCCUGGCUUGUGGCGAUCUGAGUGCUUACGAUUCCGAUCGGACCUACCCGCUACAGCUGGAUCCUGAGAAGGAGUAUACCUACGUGCCCCCGACCCAGCCGCCUAUCCGUCCUGCCUACGAAGAAGCCUGCUUCUUAAAGAAACACAACCUCCUUACCAAGGAACAAGGGCCCCACCCUCAGCUUUCAGUGCCGGGGGCUUCAAAUUUUCCUCCAGAGACUGAGGUCGUAGAUGCCCUGGAGGAACUGUCAGUGUAACACAAUCACAGGACUCGGGGAGAGGAAAAAUAUGACCCUGUGCCAGGUCGAAAGACUACAUUUUAUCUUCUGCAGGAGCAAAGAUAGAAAAGAUGAGCUUGUCUGGAGAGUUGGACCUUUGAGGAUGCUUGUUCUCAGGGCACAUUAGUACUACAACAGGCCUUCGGAGUCAUACUGAAAUGCAAAAGAACUUUGCCCUUCCAAUAUAUACACAUAAUCCUAGACAACCUGGCUAUCCAGCAGCAGACUUCAGAAGGAGGCUGCAUAUAACAAGAGAUUUGGCCAGGGCUGUUGUGUUAGACAACCUGGCUGUUACAGAGCAGCUUGAGAGUCUUGUCUCUUUCAUCCCCACUUCCUGCCUUUUCCAAAGGUGAGAACUUGUAAUGGUUGAAAUCAUGGUCACUUCUCCUUCGUCCCUUUUUUCAG